UUACUUCCGGGUUUAGAAACCCUAACCCAGAUUGCCAACAUGGCGGAAGGUCCGAGUGUUUGCCAACGGAUCGUACAGGUGGUAUUUGAGUACGAUACGCCGAGAAUUGUUCACAUCAAGAACAAGAAAGUCGGCCUCAUCAACAGAGUUAUCCAACUGGGCAUCAUAGGGUACAUCAUUGGAUGGGUGUUUGUACACAAGAAAGGUUACCAGGACUUCGGAGAUAUCGUCAGUUCUGUGUCUACAAAACUCAAGGGCGUGGCCUACCCCAACAGGACAGACAUCGGCGACCUGGAUCGUGUUUGGGACAUUGCUGGUCUGGUGGUCCCACCUCAGCAACGAGAUGGUUUCUUCAUAAUGACCAACAUGAUCAUCACACCUGACCAGCGCACAACAACAUGUGCAGAGGCUCCAUGGAUAGGAUACAAUGUGUCCUGUACUGAAACAGACACAAGCAACUGUCCUGCUGGCCAUGUGGAACUCACUGGAAAUGGCAUGUUUACUGGGAACUGUGCUAACUUCAGCAGUGAGGUACAGACAUGCGAGAUCCAGGGGUGGUGUCCUGUCGAACAACAAGACAAUCCACCCAGUCCUGCUGUAUUAGAGAAUGCCAAAGAAUUCACAGUUCUACUGAAGAAUACCAUCUCCUUCCCCUUGUUCAACUUCACAAAGAGAAACAUCUUAGACGACUACGAUCCUGGUUACCUUAAGAACUGUCGCUUCAACAACAGUGACCCGGUGGACAAGUACUGUCCCAUCAUCAAACUGGACACAAUGGUCAAGGAGGCCAACCAGGACUUCACCGCAUUGGCUGAACAGGGAGGUAUCAUAGGUAUCUCCAUCACAUGGGACUGUAACCUGGACUACUCCUCCUCACACUGCCUCCCCAAGUAUUCCUUCACUCGGCUAGACAAGGCCGACUCUAAAGUGUCUCCAGGAUACAACUUCAGAUACGCGAGGUACUACAGGGAGAAUGGUACAGACUACAGGACCCUGAUCAAGGCCUACGGCAUCAGAUUUGAUGUGGUUGUUUCUGGGAGGGCCGGUAAGUUUAACAUCAUCCCCCUCACCAUGAACAUUGGCUCAGGCCUGGCACUGCUGGGAGUGGCUACCAUCUUGUGUGACAUUGUAGUUCUGUAUUUACUGAAGAAGAGAUAUUUCUACCAGGAGAAAAAGUACAUGAUGGUGGAUGAUGAUGAUGACCUAAAGGGAUAUGGACUCUUAGAUUCCACAACCAAAUAAGAGCUCUUUGCCAAACCAAAACAACCUGGAAAGUUGUCUGGGAAAUACGAGCAGUUGGAAGAAGACCAGACCAUCAACCAGCACAGCAAUGGAAGCUAUGGCUCGUAAACUUCAGAACUUUCGACAUCUUGCUGCAUCAGCAAUUUCUUCUCAUCAAUUGGUUUCAAUUUUGGAAGUAGUUGAAUUUUGAGUUUCAGGUUUCUUGUACCUUGUAGGUGAAGGUGUAGAUUAUGUCAUACUUUUUAAAGGACUAAGUAAUAGGUAUGGAAAAAACUCAAAAUAAGCUCUCUGAAUGAGAACUUGUAUAUGAUAUAUUAUAUGUGUGGGAUACACUAAAUCAUGAAGCGAAGGAAUGUUGGUGCAAAGUGGGUGAAUGCAAUAUAUAUAUGAAAAUAUAGAUUGAGAUAUAUUGGCAGGAAUUCCAAUAUUUGUAUGAACCUAUUGUUUGCUAUAAUUUGAACAGAGAAUUAUUCAGAAAUUUUAUGUUAUAUAAAUGGUGCAUGUGAGAUCACCGUACGUUGUCAGCAAAUGUACUUAAGGUAAAAAUAGGACAGCAGUAGAAAAGUAAACUUUAAGUCGUCCUCAGGUGAAUGUUUUCGUAUAGCAUUUUGAGAGAAAUAUGAUAUCCUUAACGCUUUAUGAACGAUCUUGGCUUUUGAUCAACAACAGAAAUGACAAAAGUAUUUUUGUAUGAAGUCCUUUACAAAUCAUGAUAAAUAAAAAGUUGACUGCACCGUU
Branchiostoma floridae (Florida lancelet) is the source of this 1980-nucleotide messenger RNA. RefSeq names its product P2X purinoceptor 4-like. Gene Ontology annotation, molecular function: purinergic nucleotide receptor activity; extracellularly ATP-gated monoatomic cation channel activity. Gene Ontology annotation, biological process: response to ATP; monoatomic cation transmembrane transport. Bases 40 to 1242 code for a protein of 400 amino acids. The transcript is spliced from 13 exons. The record is from RefSeq and is a predicted model, not a curated record. Gene Ontology annotation, cellular component: nuclear inner membrane; plasma membrane. Lineage: Eukaryota; Metazoa; Chordata; Leptocardii; Amphioxiformes; Branchiostomatidae.